CAACUCCAUACUACACAACACUCUUCACGAUUGGCACCAACUCUUGAAUUGAAAGACAAGAUAAUUGACAAGUGAUGGACAAAACAAUUCAUUGUAUUCCAGGCGAUUGUCUGGUGAAGAGUGACGAGUGGAUGACUGGUCUGAAGGGCACGUAUUCACGCAAUGGUUAUAUCUAUGCCUCAAUCGCCGGAAUCGUUCAACUGGUCCACAAUAAUGACAAUACGAAGACCAUAGAAGUGGUGACAGUGAGCGGUGAUGGGAACAGACAUUUGGUGCCACAAUUGGGAUCAAUAGUGACGUGUCGGGUGCUGUCAAUCACAAGCAAUUUGGUUCGCCUGAACAUCCACUGCAUUGAGGGACAGGUCCUGAAGCAGCCGUUUAGGGCUCUGUUGAGGAAAGAGGACAUCAAAGAGGUGGACAGCGAGAAGACACAGAUCUGCAACUGU
This is a messenger RNA of Oppiella nova, 446 nucleotides long. The record is from the annotation of a GenBank genome assembly. Lineage: Eukaryota; Metazoa; Arthropoda; Arachnida; Sarcoptiformes; Oppiidae.